Molecule: messenger RNA, 1686 nt
Organism: Xiphias gladius (swordfish)
Lineage: Eukaryota; Metazoa; Chordata; Actinopteri; Istiophoriformes; Xiphiidae
Gene: tnnt2c
Product: troponin T2c, cardiac
Exons: 2
Coding region: 360-1196 (278 amino acids)
Biological process (GO): cardiac muscle contraction; regulation of muscle contraction; sarcomere organization
Cellular component (GO): troponin complex
Molecular function (GO): troponin C binding; tropomyosin binding; troponin I binding
Source: RefSeq, a predicted model, not a curated record
CGUCCAGUCCCCCUCCCUCCUCCCCCCGGAGCACUUACAGCCGCUUUCCACGCCGGCGGGGGGGGGGGGGCAGAGUCCCGCUGUAGUGGUGUGGCUGACAUAUGACUUGUCUAACGUUGACAACCCUACUGGGAAACAGGGUUGGAGUUGAAUAAUGAAAGAGAGGACGAGUUAGACGUUACACUGCGGCUAAAAAGUCUGGAGACUUUGGUCAGCCUAUCGUCACAUGGUAAAGGCAAACCCUUAAAAACCCCCAAGCUACAUGCUCGAGACCCCAGUCAUCUCUGUUGUGCGAGACACCAGCUGGUCUUGGUGCUCAUCCCGCUUUCUCUUCCGUGGAUAGCCUCUGAGGUACCAUCAUGUCAGACACUGAGGAAAUUGUGGAGGAGAACGAGCAGGAGGAGGAAGAGGAGGUGUAUGAGGACGAAGAAGUUGAAGAGGAAGAGGAGCAGAAGGACGAUGAAGCAGAGAAGAAAGGAGAGCAUGCAGAGGAGAAUGAGCAUGAAGAAGAGUCCAAACGGCGACCUAAGACAACUUAUGUGCCAAAUAUUGCUCCUCCAAAGCUCCCUGAUGGUGAGAAGGUGGAUUUUGAUGACCUCCACCGCAAGAGAGUAGAAAAGGAUUUCAACGAUCUCCAGACACUCAUCGAGCUGCAUUUCUCCAACCGUCAGAAGGAGGAGGAGGAGCUGGUAGAGCUGCGUAGCCGCAUUGAGCGCCGUCGCUCUGACAGAGCCGAACAGCAACGUGUCCGUGCAGAGCAGGACCGUGAGCGCCAAGCACGGCUGGCCGAGGAGAGGGCGAGGCGUGAGGAGGAAGCGGCCAAACUGCGUGCUGAGGAGGAAGCAAAGAAGAAGAAGAUAUUCACCAACAAGUCGUUUGGUGGCUACCUGCAGAAGGUGGACCAGAAGAAGGGCAAGAAGCUGACAGCACGAGAGGAGAAGAAGAAGGCCUUGAUGGAGCGCAGGAAGCCGCUCAACAUCGACCACCUGAACCAGGAGAAGCUGGCAGAGAAGGCGCAGGACCUCUGGCAGUGGCUCCACCAGCUGCACGCCGAGAAGUUUGAGCUGGCUGAGAAGCUCAAGAGACAGAAGUACGACAUCUACGUGCUCCGCAACCGAGUCAGCGACCACCAGAGGGGCUCCAAAGCAUCUAAGACCUCCCGCAGUGCCAAGGGCAAGUCUGGCUCUUGGAAGUGAGGAUCAGAAUCCAUGGAAACUGGACUGCCAAGUUGUUUGACUAUUUGGCUCCUAUUUACAACUUGUAUCAUAAAAGAUGUCCCAGGGAUUGGGUGUAGAUUGAGGGGGACCUCCUUUUUUAAGGCCCAGGGGGACUGAAGUGAAUCAAAUUAAGUUAAUGAAGCCACAACAUCUUGAAUGACAUCAUUUAUUCUUUUAUUGGGAUAAAUUAUUAACUUUAUUUACCAAUUAGUCUGUUCACCAGCUAUGGUUGAAGAGUUUUAUUAGAUUUGAAUGUGUGGUGGUGUUAUUUUACUGCUCCACCAGUGUAUGCUUUGUGUUUUAUUUUGCUCUUAGGUACUAACACUAUUUUCACCAGUGCAGUUGUUCUUGAUUAGUUUCGUGUGCCCAUAUUUUUUUUCUUUUUUUUUUAGGGUUUAAAAGUUUUCAAACAAAAUGCCAAAACUGCAUUUGUUACCAAUAAAUCAUGGCUGAUUUUAAUUUCAAGUAA